Molecule: messenger RNA, 390 nt
Organism: Loa loa (African eye worm)
Lineage: Eukaryota; Metazoa; Nematoda; Chromadorea; Rhabditida; Onchocercidae
Exons: 2
Coding region: 13-390 (125 amino acids)
Source: RefSeq, a predicted model, not a curated record
CAUAUUUCAGUGAUGGAAUUGUUACGCUUUAUUACGUACACGUUUAUCACGUUUACUACCCUAAUAUGUUUGACGGAAGCAGAUUGGUUUGAUGAUUUGGUAAAUAAUUUACAUGGUAAAAUUGUUUCCGGUGCUGAUUAUAUUAAAGAUAAAGCUGCUCCAACAGUACGUGAAACAUUUGAUGAAGCUAAAGCUAAACUAAAAGAUCCGGAAACACAUCGACGUAUUCAGCAAUGGGUUAAAGAAGAAGCUAUUCCAGCAAUAAAAGCAAAAAUUGAUGCAUUAAUUAAUUUUAUGAAGAAAGAAGUUGUACCAGAAUUACAAGAUAUCAAGAAAGCUUAUGAUAUUGCAGCUGAAAGUGAUAACAGUGAUAAGCAAAUAUCAAAUUGA